GCCGCGGCGGCGGCGGCCGGGGAAGCAGCACUCUCCCGCUCGCCCAGCACGGCCGACGGAGGCCCUUUCCUCGCAAGGCAACAGCGAGCUCUGCGCAGAGGUUUCGGCAGCCGGGGCUGUGCUGCCGCUCGGCCUGCCGCGCUCCAGCGGGAACGAAUCCCUGCGGCGCGCCUCGGACGGGGAAGGGGCGCUUUUGUAACCGACUUUGUAUUAAAGUUUUAUACAGUUCUACCCGCCGGGCUCCUCCUGCUCUUUCUCGCCUCGCGGAACAGCCCGAGGCAGGGGCGGGGGCCGAAGGGCUCUUCCGUGGCCGCGCUGGCUCCGCCCCGCCUUCCUCGCCUGCGCGCGGCAUCUCGGGCUGCAGCCUGGAGAUGGCGGCGCGCUGGGGGCGGCUGCGGGCCAUGGGCCGGCGGACGCUGCCCGCGGAGCUCGAGACGGAGGAAGAGGCGGCGGCCAGGCUGGAGCUGCAGCGCCGGGCAAAGGCGGCCCGCCUGCGCAGAGUGCAGAGGCUGAUGGAGCCGUCGGGGCCCCCGGAGCGCACGCUGAGCCACCAGGCCAUGGAGCAGAUACGGCACCUUCGCCAGGACUCGCCGGAGGAGUGGCCCGUGGCCCGCCUGGCCCGGAGCUUCCAGGUGAGCCCCGACGUCGUCGGCAGGGUCCUGAGGAGCCGCUUCUCGCCUUCCCCGGAACGGAGCCUGAAGCAGGACGGCCGGCUGCAGGGUCAGCGGAGCGGCGGCGGCCUCUUGGCCCGCGAGGCCGCGGUCCAGCUAGUGCCGGCCUGCCGCACGGGGGGCCAGGCGGCGGCGGCCUCCGGGGCGGCUCAGAGGAAGCGAGCGGACCCCUGCGCCACCCUUGCGCCCGCAGGCGGCCAGCCGCAGAGACGCAGCGCUGAGGAUCCGCAGCCCCGACUCCGAGUAGUGCAGAAGGGCCGGGAAUUUGUGGACGGGGAUGGCAACUUUCUCUACCGAAUCCCGGCCUAAGAGCAGAGGCAAGAAGACCUGCAGUGCAGCCAGGUGGCUGCCCUCCCGGGGUCUACCCCGGACUCUCUUUGCCCCCAAUAGAGGUGGGCCCCCAAUAGAGGUUCCUGCCUGCCUCCCCUCCUCUGCCAAUGCGCAGUUUGCUCUCCCUUGAUGAUUUCUGGCCCCAGCACAUCACUUGAGAGCUCGACUGAUCAUUUCCAGGCUCUCCUCUUGUCCCAGGGUGAUCAGAAUCAUGGCUCAGCUUCUCCGGCCCUGGGGGUUUGUAAGGCACACCCUGUCCUGGAAGGCAGGGCUUUGUGGCUGGAGGGCAGGAAGACCCCAGCCCCCUCCCCCUGUCCAAGCCAGUGGAGGAUUGACAGGUACUUGCAUAAGGUGGAGUAGAAAAUAGGUAAGAAAAUCCCUUUGAAUUAAAGUAGCACACCUUUAGAGAAGUAUGACUUAAGGCAUUUUUGGACUUUCCACCUAAGGGAUGUUGUUGGGUGCUAUUAUUUAAAGGGCUUAGAGAAUUUUUGCUGUUGUUUGUUCUCCUAUAAUUCUCCUCUGAGAUACUGGGAAGUGAAAUAACUGCUUGGAUCCAUAUCCUGAAAUGCUGGCCCUUGUACAACAAGAGCCAAGGCCAAAAAUUAUGUUCCAUUCAAAGGGUAUCAUUCUACCAAGUCUUACUCCAUUCCUAUGGCCCAACUAAUGCUAUUUUUUACAUGGUAACUAACGUUUAUUUAAGUAACCCCCCCCCCCAUUGUAACAAACUUUAUUUAUACCUCUGCAAGAACUAGUGAAUGUGCAUAGCCUGGACUUUUAAAAUAAUAUCAGCUACCCCUUAUCUAUUUUGAAAAGCCUGCCACAUGGACAGCCAACGCUGAAGCUGUAGCCACUUGCUGGGGCUUUCUUACCCCCCCCCCCCCGCACUUAGGGUGAGGGAUCCAGAGUUUCUUUGAGAAAAGAAAUUGGAGAUUUAAACGACUAGGGAAUGCACUGAAGUAUCUGCAUUUAUAUGUAUUUAUUUCUACAAUUCAUUAAAAUAGUUGGGGAGAAUGAUUUUGUUUUAAAUAUUAGCCUGUGAAAGUUUGGCUAGAGGAAUGAAUUAAGACUUAUGAUACUCCAUGAAUGUAGAGAGCAAGGAAGAUGAUUUUUGGUCAAGGCUGUUUCUGCACAAGGGCCAGUCAGAUACCCUGGAGCAGGCGAGGGAGGCUGUAGGUCUCCUGUGCCGUCGCCCUGCACCGACUGGUAUUCAGGGUCAUAGUGCCUCUCAAAUAGGAAAGUUCCAUUUCUUGAUCAGUGGCCAAUAGUCAUUGACUAUGGUGGGUAGCCUAAAAGGGUCAAAGACACUGUUGUAUUGAUACCCUUAGUAACCAGGAUUUCCAGCUGACUACAUCUUGAACACCUGUGAACAAAUAUUCUGUGAAACGUUCUUGGUCUGCUUCUUGAUUUUAACAUGGUGAUGUCAGAUGACAAGUGGAGAGAAACCAGAGGAGGAAAACCCUUCCUUUUAGGGAACUAGAAUCCUCAGCCUCCCCGCUCGCCACACAUUUAAGCCGUCUGGGGAGGAGCUGGGGCCAGCAAUCUUCUACAUUCAUUUAUGUAAUACUAGUUCAAAUAACUCCUUAACAUUGCUCAUUGUGAAAAUGACAUGUACAUAUGUGAAAAUUAGAAUAUACAUAUUGUAAAUAG
Molecule: messenger RNA, 2648 nt
Organism: Eublepharis macularius
Lineage: Eukaryota; Metazoa; Chordata; Lepidosauria; Squamata; Eublepharidae
Gene: NGRN
Product: neugrin, neurite outgrowth associated
Exons: 3
Coding region: 372-980 (202 amino acids)
Cellular component (GO): nucleus
Source: RefSeq, a predicted model, not a curated record